Messenger RNA from Sinocyclocheilus anshuiensis, 2616 nucleotides. RefSeq names its product aspartate beta-hydroxylase (gene asph). Gene Ontology annotation, molecular function: peptidyl-aspartic acid 3-dioxygenase activity. Lineage: Eukaryota; Metazoa; Chordata; Actinopteri; Cypriniformes; Cyprinidae. Gene Ontology annotation, biological process: peptidyl-aspartic acid hydroxylation. The coding region runs from base 275 to 1801 and encodes 508 amino acids. The transcript has 11 exons. Gene Ontology annotation, cellular component: membrane; endoplasmic reticulum. The record is from RefSeq and is a predicted model, not a curated record.
AUUUGGAAGGCCAUUCAGCCUUUUCAGCUUUCAUAUGUGACUAAGAACAGCAGGAUGGAGUGGGAUUUGCCUCUACCCUUUCGUAUGGGUGCUUGAGAUUUUCUGGCUUUCAAGCGGACAGUUCUAAAAAUAAUCCAUUUGCUGGUCGAGUUCCAUAUUAAGUUCCGGCUCAAUUCACAAGGAACAAAAAGGCAGGAGACCUGCUGUUGUUACAGGGGUUUGGGGUAGGAUUGGGGUGAAAGACGCUCUCUUCUUCCCCACGUUGCUUGGAGGAAUGGGGGAGCCGAAUGCAGAGGUCAAGGUGGUGAACGAAGAAACCGAGGCCAAGCCACAGCAGGCACAUAAAAAUGGAAAGAAGGCAGAAGUUGGAGGAGGAACCUCGUUUUUCACCUGGUUCAUGGUUUUGGCUCUCUUGGGCGUCUGGACCUCUGUAGCUGUGGUGUAUUUUGACCUUAUUGACUAUCAAGGUGUAAUUGCCAAAGCAAAGGACUUGCGCUAUAAUCUUUCAGAGGUAUUACAAGGUAAACUCGUGUCCUAUGAUGCUGAUGGUGAUGGAGACUUUGAUGUGGAAGAUGCUAAAGUACUACUAGGGCUGAAAGAUAAAUCCACCAUUGAGACCAGUGAAUCAUUUGAGGGAACCCUUGCUGAACCUGUGGAAGAAGCUCCUGAAACUAUCGUGGAGGAAGAAAUCCAGGCCACUAAAGUUGAAGCAGCAGCUCAGCCACCACCGGAACCAGAGGCUGUGGAAGAGGAGCCUGUUCCUGUGGAAGAAGAACCUCUGGAAGUAGACGAAGAACCCACUGCUGUAGAAGAUGAAGUAGCUGAGGAGGAACCAGAGGUUGAAGAGGAGCAAGAAGUUCCAGAGGAAGAACCAGAAGUUGUGGAGGAAGAGCCUGAGAUUACAGAGACUGUUCCAGUUGAGGAAGAGGCUUUUGAGGAGGCAGUGGAAGAGCCUGCAAAAGAGGAAGAGGUCAUACCAGUUGAAGAACCGAUUGAGGAAGCUGCUAAAGUGGAAGAAGCGGUUGAGGAAGUGUUGGAGGAAGAGGCUGCAUCCGUAGAAGAAGAAAUAGUAGAAGAUGCUCCACUGGAAGAGGCAGUAGAAGAAGAGGUUGCACAGGUGGAAGAAGCAGUGGAGGUAGUGUUGGAGGAAGAGGCAGCAUCAGUGGAAGAGACAAUAGAAGAAGUAGUAGAAGAGGAUGCACCAGUGGAAGAAACAGUAGAGGAAGCUGCACCAGUAGAAGCAGCUGUGGAGGAGGUUGUACCAGUAGAAGAAGCAGUUGAGGAGCUUGAACCAGUAGAAGAAGCUGUGGAAGAGGUUGUACCGGUAGAAGCAGUUGAGGAGCUUGAAACAGUAGAAGAAGCUGUGGAAGAGGUUGUACCGGUAGAAGCAGUUGAGGAGCUUGUACCAGUAGAAGAAGAAGUAGAGGAGCUUGUACCAGUAGAAGAAGCUGUUGAGGAGCUUGUACCAGUAGAAGAAGAAGUAGAGGAACCUGAACAAGUGGAGGAACCUGAAGCAACAGAACCAGUGAAAGAUGUAGAAACACCCGAAGAGACAGUUGAGGAAUCAGUCUCUGUAGAAGAAGCUGUAACAGAAGAGGAAGUUAUAGAGGAAACAGAUGAGUCAUUUCAGGAAGAUGAGGAAGAACAAGACUCCACAUCGGAGGAAACAGAGCUUCAGGCAGAGAAUAUGGAAGAAGAGGAGGAGGAUGCAGCUGCUGAGGAAGAGCAGCCUGAGGAGGACGUAGCAGAGGAAAUUGACCAAACAGAAGAACAAAUUGAAGUAGAGCCCACAGAAACAUAAAACAUUAGGCAGUAUGUAAGAUACGGAGAGGACCAGCACCACAUGGCAUUCCACUGGAAGCGUGCAGCUGCCAAUUCCCACCAUGGAGUUAAAAAAAAGAGAACACUACUAUUUCCCUUUCAUUUUCUUUUUUUUGACAUUCAAGCCUGUUUGUUAAUUGAUAAUGCAGUCUCUUUGUGUACAAGUACACAAUUAUUUGAAUGUUUUGUCAACUUUUGUUUGGUGGUUUGACCCUUUUUCCUUUUCGAAUCCCUUUUUUGUAAUUACAGACAAAGCUUUUUUCCUAUCCUCUAACAUAGAUGUGAAGUAGCCUUUUUUUGAAUGAUCAUGGAUGAUAGUUUGGUUGUAGUUUCCUAUCCUGUGUGUACAAACACCUUCAUGUUGCUUUGUAGCUCAGAGAUCUUCACAUUCUACUCGGCACUGAAUUCAUCAGUGUUUCUCUCUUCAUCAAAUCUGACGUUUUGCUUUAAUGUGAAGGUACUAUGCAAAGCUGCACUGAUCUUUCGCUAUUUUUACCCUUAGGUUUUGUACUACCAAUAUGUAUUGAGUCUACAUUUCCAAUGUUGCAUAUCAAGGACAAGUUUAUGCUGGCAGGUUAACCAAGAUAAUUGCUGUGUGAUCUGUGUAUGGAGUGAAUGGGCGUGCAUGUAUGUGUGUGUCUAUUUGAAAAUUCGUGUUUAACUGCGAAACAAUCAUUUGAGCCGUUUUUCUCACUAGUAUGUUUUCAUGGUGUUUUUUUAUGUGUUUUCCAGCGUACAGUCAACAUAUUAGUACCUCUGAUGAUAUUUUCCUCAAUACUGUAGCUGAUAUAUUAA